This is a messenger RNA of Polychytrium aggregatum, 1419 nucleotides long. Its product is annotated as Pre protein translocase subunit Sec66-domain-containing protein. The record is from RefSeq and is a predicted model, not a curated record. Gene Ontology annotation, biological process: post-translational protein targeting to membrane, translocation. Gene Ontology annotation, cellular component: Sec62/Sec63 complex. The transcript has 3 exons. The coding region runs from base 300 to 1037 and encodes 245 amino acids. Lineage: Eukaryota; Fungi; Chytridiomycota; Chytridiomycetes; Polychytriales.
ACCCAAUCUCUUGCUUCUCCAUCUCCCCAACUCGCCUAUCCCCCAGCACCAGGGCGUCCUCGCAAACGAGCCUUGCCGUCCGCCCUUGCCCGGUUCGACCAUCGACCCCUCGCUGCUGUUGCCGCAGCCUGCCUGCCCUUGCUUCCUCAUCGAACCAGCCACCUCUAUCGCUCCGACUGCCAUCUGUUUGGGAUCCGCAACUUUGCUGCCCAGUGCUCCCUUGGCCCGAACCCGUAUCCUGCCCUUGAACCAACCGAAACCGCCAAAAACCGUCUCCGCAGCUUAUCCACUUGGACCCAAUGACGCUCACCACUCAGCAGGCCUUCUGGUACCCCCUCUUCUACAUCACCGGCCUCUCGUCGCUGUUCAUCUUCUUUGUCCGCUGGAAUUCGACUCGGCAGAAGAAGGAGUCCAGGCAACAAAGUGCCAACUCGUACUUUGGCCCAAAUGUCAACAAGAUGAUCUAUGAGGAGCUCUGUGAGCAGUACUCGCUAGAGGAGCCCGAGGGCAAGAAACUGCUUACGAUGGCUCUGAUUCAGCGAGCCAUGGCCGAUAUCAAGCGUGUGUUCCAGAUUCGUAACGAGAAGCCUUCGCUGCAGCAGUUGGUGCGCCAGGGCGUCAUCGGCGAAGAGCUGCUUGCUCGUAUGGACAAGGCCGAGCAAGAAAUCGAGAGAGAGCUACAGGAGGUCCAAGAAGAGGCCGAGAUGAUCCGAUCCGGAUGGGGCCAGAGUAUAUUCCAGGAGGCUAGCCAAGUGAUGCAGGCUCAGAUGCAGCGCGAAGCCCAAAUAACCACAGCCAUGGCCCAGCAUCAAAUUGGCGGUGGCGGUGUUGCCGCGCAGGUCAAGCCCGCUCAGACCGAGACCGAGGAAGAGGACGACGACGGCGAGGGCGUCCAGCUGGAGCCAACCUCGGAGCUGACCGACGAGCAGCGACGUGAACGCCUUGCUGCCGAGCUCAUCGAGGAAGAGGAGAAGGAAAAGAGCAAGAGUCGAUCAAAGGGCAGCAAGGGAACCCCGGCCAAGCCCAAGAAGAAGUAAACGGCCAUCACAGUGCCGCCACGGAUUCGGCCUUGCCCUCCUGGUCGCCCUUUAGUUUGGCUUCCGUAUCUGAGGUGGAUGCGCGACCGCUAUCGGUUCGGAGCUUGCUUGACUCUCGCUGCGUUGAUGCGAUAGCGAUCUCUCUUCGAUCUCUCUUCGAUCUCUUCACCCCUCCUACCUCCGCUUCACUAGUCUCUGUUCUCCUAGUGCCUGUCGCUGCCAUGGCCUCGUACCCGUUUGGCUCGGAAGACUUUCUCUUGUGCGCGGCAGUAUAUGCGGCAGUACAUGUCAACGCAGCGCCAAUCAAGUUGAUAAUUGCGUCGGUCUCGCCAUUGAUCUGCCACGCAUCUGUUGAAUAAACCACGAGCUAUAUUUUACAAGA